Messenger RNA from Ricinus communis (castor bean), 1896 nucleotides. RefSeq names its product magnesium transporter MRS2-3. Bases 185 to 1669 code for a protein of 494 amino acids. The transcript has 6 exons. Gene Ontology annotation, cellular component: membrane. The record is from RefSeq and is a predicted model, not a curated record. Gene Ontology annotation, biological process: magnesium ion transport; transmembrane transport. Gene Ontology annotation, molecular function: magnesium ion transmembrane transporter activity. Lineage: Eukaryota; Viridiplantae; Streptophyta; Magnoliopsida; Malpighiales; Euphorbiaceae.
AAAGUCCAACCUAACUAUCUCCCCUACUUCCCCAAAGUGAGGGAAGUUGACCAAACAGGUCGAAUUUUGGCGUUUCCCAAAGUUCUACUUCCCAACAAAAGACGAACAUCUCCAUACCGUUAGUCAACUUCCUUCCACCACAAGCCAGUGUACCCCCCCAAAAAUCUUAAACUCCGAUCAGACCAUGAGUUGUCACCCUCCUCCUCUUACACCCAAACCCGAUGAAGACGCCGACCCAUUAAUCAGACCCACCCAAACCACCACAACAACCAUUCUCCAUACAACUCGCAAAAAAGGAAUCGGUGUUCGUGCCUGGCUUCUCCUAGACUCAACAGGCCAAACCCAGAUAGUAGAAGCUGGUAAACAUGCUAUUAUGCGUCGAACCGGGUUACCUGCCCGUGAUCUUCGGAUCCUUGACCCACAGUUAUCUUACCCAUCAACGGUUUUGGGUAGAGAAAGAGCAAUUGUUAUUAAUUUGGAACAUAUUAAAGCUAUAAUUACUUCCCAAGAAGUUCUUUUGUUGAAUUCUAAAGACCCUUCUGUUAUUCCUUUUGUUGAUGAGUUGCAAAGAAGGCUUUUGUGUCAUUAUAAUGCUACUAAAGCUCAGGAGGGCAAUGGUAAUGAUGCAAAUUGGACAACUUUGAAUAACCCAGAAGAGCCACAAUCAAAAGCAAGGAAUAAGAACUUUCCAGGGGGCUUUCGAUGUGAUCAGGAUGGCAAUGAGGCAGGUAAGGUAGAUGGGAGACCAAGUCUUGAGAAUCGGGAUAGGUCAAAUGUUCUUCCAUUUGAAUUUGUUGCUUUAGAGGCAUGCCUUGAGGCUGCUUGCGGUUGCUUAGAAAAUGAAGCAAAAACACUGGAGCAAGAGGCGCAUCCAGCAUUGGAUAAACUGACUUCAAAGAUCAGUACUCUCAAUUUAGAACGUGUUCGGCAAAUUAAAAGUCGUUUGGUUGCAAUAACUGGCCGUGUUCAAAAGGUUAGGGAUGAGUUAGAGCACUUGUUGGAUGAUGAUGAGGAUAUGGCUGAGAUGUAUCUAACAGAAAAGUCGACUCAACACCUAGAAAAUUCAUGCACGUCAUCUUUAAAUGAGAGAGAUGACAUGGAUGACGAAUACGUACAAGAUGACUUCGAUGAGAGGAUUCCUGCUGAGGUCCCACUGGAAGCUCAUGGGGCUUCUACUAGCUUUGAGGGUGAUAUUCACAAUGCUAGCAACGCACAAAAUAUUUUUGGUGCUGCUAACCUGCUUCACAGGGAUAGCCAUGGGACGCGUAGCAGUACCACUCAAAGUGCCAUAAGCAAGCACCUUGAUGUUGAAGAACUGGAAAUGCUCUUGGAGGCUUACUUUGUGCAAAUUGACGGCACCCUGAAUAAACUAUCCACACUGAGGGAGUAUGUCGACGACACUGAGGAUUACAUCAACAUAAUGCUGGAUGAUAAACAGAAUCAUCUCCUGCAAAUGGGGGUCAUGUUGACAACAGCAACCCUAAUUAUCAGUUUUGGUAUCGUUGUUGCUGGUAUUUUUGGCAUGAACAUCAAGAUUGAGUUGUUUAAAGAAGCGGUGGAAACGGGGAUGCCAAAGUUUCUAUGGACUGUUGGGGGCAGCUGUGCUGGGAGCUUAUUCCUGUAUGUUGUUGCUAUUGCCUGGUGCAAGCACAAGCGCUUGCUAGAAUAGUUGAGGGGAUUGUUAGCAUCACCGAAGGGCCUCUACGAGGCGGCAUUAAAUUUGAGCUGCUAUUGUCUGAUAUUAUGACUUGCAACUUUUUAUACGCAUCCUAAUUUUAAAGGGUUGGUAGUUCAUCUAGUGAUUUCAAGUUUGCACCAUGUUGGAUUCUGAGGAAAACUAUUCCCCCAUUGUAUAGUGCUCAAGAUUCUCAUGUACUAAAAAAGACUGUUUCUUUA